Molecule: messenger RNA, 474 nt
Organism: Emiliania huxleyi CCMP1516
Lineage: Eukaryota; Haptophyta; Isochrysidales; Noelaerhabdaceae
Exons: 2
Coding region: 1-474 (157 amino acids)
Biological process (GO): iron-sulfur cluster assembly
Source: RefSeq, a predicted model, not a curated record
AUGCAGGAGGGGCUGAACGCGUCGCCCGAGCUCCACGCUGAGAGCGACGAGCAGAGAUCGGCAAACGAGUGCGCCACUGAGGCGGACCCGAAUGCGCGGGACCGAAUCGACUCGCUCGAGAUUUUCGAGCUGAUACGCGGGAUCAAGGACCCGGAGCACCCGCACACACUCGAGCAGCUCAACGUGGCGCAGCGGCGGCUCAUCGACGUAGACGACGAGGGAGGGCGUGUCGUGGUCCGCUUCACGCCGACGAUACCGCACUGCUCCAUGGCGACGCUCAUCGGCCUCUGCUUGCGCGUCAAGCUGCUGCGCUCGCUCCCGCCGCGCCUCAAGGUGGACAUCCUCAUCUCGCCCGGCGCGCACGCUUCGGAGGAGGCGAUCAACAAGCAGCUCAACGAUAAGGAGAGGGUGGCCGCCGCACUGGAGAAUGACAACCUGCUCGGCGUCGUGAACCAGUGCUUGCUGAACGCGUAG